Molecule: messenger RNA, 420 nt
Organism: Symbiodinium sp. CCMP2592
Lineage: Eukaryota; Dinophyceae; Suessiales; Symbiodiniaceae
Source: the annotation of a GenBank genome assembly
AUGGCAUACGCGAGGAGCGACAGAGGACCUUCAGGACCCGGGCGAAGAACUCGCACCGUUCCAAGAAGGGUCGUCCGCCGCCGCGGGUCGUCAGGGCCGACCGCCACGGCGGCCAGCAAAGCCCUCCAGGAAAUGCGGGGCAGCAGCGCGGCAAAGGAAAAGGGUCCCCACAGCCUAUGCCUGGGGGCUACAGGAGAAAUCGGACGUUGGAGGGCCGAGCUCUCCGUGGUGAUCCUGGGCUGGUCCCUGGCGACGCAGGAGGAAGACCAGUUUCCGCACGAACUGGCCCAGCUGCGCACCGCGUCCUUGGAGGGAGCUGCGGCAGAGUUGGAGGCGCUUCUGAAAAGGCCGAUGAACCCGGAUGUCGUGGUGGAUCGCAUGGAGAGGUCGUGCCUUCUGUUGCAACAUGGCGCGGAGUGA